Tachysurus fulvidraco (yellow catfish) is the source of this 3926-nucleotide messenger RNA. It is a transcript of the gene lpar2b, whose product is annotated as lysophosphatidic acid receptor 2b. The coding region runs from base 329 to 1414 and encodes 361 amino acids. The transcript has 4 exons. The record is from RefSeq and is a predicted model, not a curated record. Gene Ontology annotation, cellular component: membrane. NCBI's taxonomy places the organism in Eukaryota, Metazoa, Chordata, Actinopteri, Siluriformes, Bagridae. Gene Ontology annotation, biological process: G protein-coupled receptor signaling pathway. Gene Ontology annotation, molecular function: lysophosphatidic acid receptor activity.
UACUGCGCAUGCGUCACAGCCUUACCUGCUGCGCCAGUCCGUCUCGUGCAAGCAUUCAUUGGCGGACAAAUUUUUAACUUGCGUCCAAUCAGAUGUCUCGGUGGGCGGGGCUUCAGGAGCGCGUCUCCAGGCCAGAAGAGUGUGUGUGCUUUUUUUGGUUUGAUCAGAGCAGAAGGGUGUGAGCUAAAGCCCCAUGACUCUUAGUACCCCAUUACCCACCAUCCCUUUCUCCUGAUUGGUGUGCCAAUCAAAACCCUACAAAACAUUCGAUCUCACCACCUUCUCUUCCUCCUCGAUUCCUGCCUCCCCCCAUCCUCUGAUCUCCAACAUGGCUGCUGUCACCGCAGCAGCAGGAGCCCCUUCCGUACCGUGUCCCAAUUAUACAGUUGGGUUUUUCUACAACAACUCUGGGAAAGUUAUCCCAGCAGAGUGGCGAGCAAAGGACUAUUGUGUGGUGAUUCUGGGACUGAUCGUGUGUAGCAUGGUUAUCAUAAUGAACAUUCUGGUUAUGGUAGCGAUCUUUAUAAACCGACGCUUCCAUUACCCCAUCUACUACCUGCUGGGGAACCUGGCGGCCGCCGACCUGUUCGCCGGGAUCGCCUACAUGCACCUGAUGUUCCACACUGGGCCCUGGACUAUAAACCUGGAUGUGUACCACUGGUUCAUCAGACAGGGUCUGAUCGAUACGAGUCUGACUGCAUCGGUCAUUAACCUGAUGGCCAUCGCUCUAGAGAGACAUCAGACCAUCUUCACCAUGCAGCUCCACAGUAACAUGACCAACUUUCGGGUGAUCCUACUGAUUGUGGGCAUCUGGACGGUCGCUGUGAUCAUGGGUCUGAUCCCCAGCAUGGGCUGGAACUGCCUGUGUGACCUAAGUAACUGCUCCAAGAUGGCGCCCAUGUACAGCCGCAGCUACCUGGUGUUCUGGGCCGUGCUGAACCUGCUGUCCUUCAGCGUCAUGGUGCUGGUCUAUACCCGCAUCUUCAUCUACGUCCGGCACAAGAGCCAGCGUAUGAGUCAGCAUACAGUGCAGUCCAAACACAAAGAGACCGUGGAGAACCUGAUGAGGACCGUCUUCGUCAUUCUGGGGUGCUUUGUGGUGUGCUGGACUCCAGGUCUGGUGCUGCUGCUGCUGGAUGGUGUGAAAUGUAACUGCGGCGUGCUCAAAGUGGAGAAGUUCUUCUUGGUCCUGGCCGAGUUAAACUCCAUGAUGAACCCCAUCAUCUACUCGUACCGUGACCAGGACAUGCGGCGCACGUUUAAGCGCAUCCUCUGCUGUCUGUGUCGCCGGCGUGGACGGUCAGGCCAGCAUCCUGACGUCCGCUUCAACACGCUCAACCAAGAGGUACUGACCGACUCCAACGGAUCCGACAUCACGCACCAGCACGAGCUCAGAACCACCUCAAGACGCUGAAGGGCUUUAAUCACGUCACAGUGUAAUGGCUUUAACACACAGAAUAGCUUUAUCAUAAGAAUGUUAAUGUAGCGAGAUUUAGCGAGUUUAACGUCACCUCACCUGGAAAACAAGCAGUUCACUCAAUCUUUAUUGUUUUUAAACUUAAUAUCAGCCUUUAAAGCUUUCUAUAGAACAUCCUGAUGGCACUGAAAAAAAAACCUGCAUUUAUAAGAAAACACCUUCAUGUCAGAAAUGCUAAUGUUGUGUUAGAGUUCAAUGUCGAAAGUCCAACAAGCCCAUAAUGUUAAACCGGUCAUAGGUCCUUAAAGUAAAGGAAGCUUGCGUCAUCGCCCUUGUGGUCACAAACCGUGACGGGAUUUAGCCGCGUUAAAGCUUUUAUAUUUUUAUAAGCACCGAAGCGGCACAUUGACCUCAAACUCACCCUCAUCAUAAGGAAACUCAACACGUGCAACAAACCCAUCAAGAUAAAUGUUUUAACUGGUUAAAACCUAGACAGAAAAUUCUGCUUAGUUUGUUAAUCAUCUGUAAUCUAGAAGCUGGAAACGAACCGGACGACCACACCGACAUUUAACACGAGAGUUUCACGUUACGUUCAGUAUAAUGGGAGCUAAAUCUGGGUUAAGAUUAACUACACCAGCGCUGGUGUCCAGUCUUACCCACCAAGGGCAGGUGUGGGUGCAGGUUUUUAUACCAACCAAGCAGAAGCCACUCCUGAUUCCACCUGUUUCAUCAGUUGCUUUUAGUAUAGACUCAGGCGUGGCUUCUGAUUGGUCGGAACGAGAACCUGCACCAUACCGACUGGACACCGCUGAACUACAUCAUGCUUUAGCAGCUUCACCGCACACACACACACACACACAUCGAUGUAACGUCUAAAACGAACGGCACCUCGAGAGGCUAACGAUCCUGUCGUAGUUCCUUAAGCAUUCCAGCAGCAGAAUAAACACACAGCUUCCUGUGGGAAAGUGCAGAGGAAAGAUUCCUUAAAACUGGGAGUGAGUGUAGAAUUCCCUUUAAGUGUUUGUCUGUUUGUCCUCAGACCCACAACGUCCCCUCUGUAUGUACUCUGAGGACAUUUCGUGUGUUAAUAUAAAGACCGUCACUGUCUCACCUACACGUGGCCUUUUCAUUCGUUCUGCUCGUCUUUUAUUACCAGCAUUUGUGUGAUUUAUUUUUUUUUUCUUUUCUUUUCUCCUUCUUUUUUUUCUUGUGACCAUUUUACUAUCUAGAGAAGACCAGCAGAGUCCCCGGUGAUGUAGCGUGUUAAUUAAGCCGUGUCUCGUCCUCGUGAGGGUGACGAUCAGUCUCGUCUGUACAUUAUUGUGCUGUUUUCACCCCUUUUUUCCUGUUUUUUUAUUUUAUUUAUUUUAUUUGUUUUAUUUUUGCCUUCGUCCUUUAAAAAUGUACUCGUGCUAAUUUGCCCUUUACUUUGAUGACUGUGUAGUUUUGUGAACACCACGUGUGUGAAUGUUGUACGUGUGGUCGGUGUCUUUAACACCAGUGAUGUUCUUCACUCUCCUGCCCUGGUGUCAUGACUCUGUCCUGUCGUUAGUCCUGUCCCUGUGACAGAGCAUGAGUUUGAACACUUUACUGUAUGGGACAGAAUCCUUCAGUCUCUUCUCCACCUGGUUAUGUUGGGCAGAUUUCCAUCCGUCCCCGAGUGGGUCACAGUGUGUGUACACUAAUCACAUAAAUAUUUACACAUCCCUCCUUCAGCGUAGGAGUGGAAACGUGUUCGGUGUCUCACACACACACACACACACACACACACACACACACACACACACUGAUGUCAGGUCCCUGUUUGUGGCCUGCACAUGUUCGAUAAGAUUUCUUCAUCAGUUCUUGUCCUGUCAGGAAGUGAGAUUGUUGUCAUUAAGAUGAUUUUCGUUCUAAACAAAUCCACACACAUGAUUAAAUGUGCUGCAUGACGUGUCUAAGGUCACCAGAGACACUGCAGUGUACGGAAUGUCUUACUUCCUGCAGCAGCGUUUUUUGUUUCCUGUUCUGAUUUAUAACCUUCUACAAGAUUUAAAAACAAGAGGUUGUCUGCGUGUGCGUGCGUGUGCGUGCGUGUGUCGGCGUGUGUGUGUGUGUGCGUGCGUGUGUCGGCGUGCGUGUGUCGGCGUGUGUGUGUGUGCGUGCGUGUGUCUGCGUGUGUCGGCGUGUGUUGGCGUGCGUGCGUGCGUGCGCGCGGUCAAGAUGAAAAAAAAAGGUUACUACUUUUAUGCUGAUAGAAAUGCAGCUCAUUUUAAAAGGCGAAUAUUAAGCAGAGUAACAGACAGGACGAUGUUUUAUGAGCCCAAACUUGUCAUGAUAAACCAGUGCUGUGUGUGUAGUGUGUGUAGUGUGUGUAGUGUGUGUGUAAUGCAGAUCUAUCUGAGCUUUAGGAUCACUCGUGUUUUUUCACCCAUGAUGUUUAUCAGAGGAUCUCCAUUGCUGCAAUGUUUGUGUCUGUGUUGCUUUGUGGGCUCCAAGCUGUAUAACAUUAAAAGCUUUAAAACCUUCA